AGAAGAAGAGGUGUCCCAUAUCCAUAUUCAAGAGUCAGACAAAACAAAGUUUUAAACAAAAACCCCUUCCCAGAGAUAUGCAUCAAUGGGUUGCACGUUCAUCAGAAAAAUUAUUAAUUUUUCUGGCUUUUCUCGCUGUCAAGAAAUUUAUAUAUUAUCAUUAUAAAUUUAAAUGUUCACGUUUAAUCAGCUUAUCAUAAUCCCUAAUUUCUCUACCUGUAAUUACUAUAAUAAUCAUUUCCCUGCCUGCAAAUGCAAUCCUUCGUCUCUUGAAUUAAUCAGCAAUGUUUGACCCAGAACCCCAAGAAAGUUGACCAGAUUGGUCAUGAGAGCUGAGGUUUUAUGUGGUGGGGCUCAACUCAUGAUUCCUACCAGGUUUUCUGCUGCCAAAGAGGCCGAGGAUGUGUUUUUGGAGAAGACAACAAAAGUUGUGUCGAAAAAGAGUAGCAGAAAGGUUAAGGGCUCCAAAUUUCGCAUGUCGCCUGUGGCAGCCAACUUCAUAAUCAUGACAGAGCUUAGGAACAAGGUUCUUACCUUCAGAGACUUGCUGGAUUUAUCUCCUUGCAUUGGCUCUGCUUCUGUAAACCAGUUGUUGGUGUUGACCCUGAAGGAUCUGUACAAACUGUAUCCUUCCAUCAAGCCAAGAAUUAGAGAGUCAGAGAUUGAAGAAGCACAAAUGCACCAGGCACUGAAUUUCUUCUGUGAUGCUCUCAAAUCAAUUGGGGAAAUGUGGACACACGAUGAUGAAUGGAUGGAUAAAUGCAGAGAUGAUCUGUUCAAACGUGAUCCCAAUCCCAACAACAUGGAACUAUAUGCACUGGGAUUGCUGGAAGAGAUUGUUAAGGUAGCGAGUGAAAGGGUGUUCGAUAUGUCAGAUCUCUCAGAUGAAAAUGAUGACAGCGAUUCGUCGAAUGAAUCCGAGGAGGAAGCUUUGUCUGAUUCUUGUUCGGAUUGGAUAUACCCUGUUUCUUCUUCCCCAAACACCCCAACUUCAGUGCUCCCUGAGAUUCCAAACACGGGUAUAAAGGCUCAUUCUUCCUCGUCCUUUUUUAUGCCACUCAGAGUUGAAGCAAUGGGGAAACUUAAACCCAUUGAUUUAAAGCGCCUCUCGUUCCAAAUGCUCCCUCAUGUAGCCACUCAGGAAUCCAAUUAUGUGAUUCGGAUUGCCAAUACAAACAGCCAAUUCAUCGAAGAAGAAGAAGAAGAAGCCAAGACUGAGGAAAAACUGGAUAAUUCUGCAGUGAAAGUGGUAAUGCCACCGCCGCCGGCGCCGCCGCCUCCUCCUCCGCCGUGUCGUAACAUGGCGACGCCGCCAGCUCCGCCGCCAUCGCCAAUGGCAAAAGGAGGUUCAGCACCUCCUCCGCCUCCUGGAUCGCCUGCCGCCAGAAACCUACUCACCAAGAAACCUACUAAAUUGAAGAGAUCCUCGCAAAUGGGGAAUCUUUACCGACUUCUCAAGGGAAAAAUUGAAGGUUCCAGUUUAGACGGCAAAUCUGGGAGAAAGGGUAAUGUUGGUUCAGGAUCUGGAGGCAAACAGGGAAUGGCUGAUGCUCUAGCAGAGAUGACAAAAAGGUCAGCAUAUUUCCAACAGAUUCAAGAGGAUGUUAAGAACCAUGCCACAGCAAUCAUGGAGUUGAAAACAUCUAUAACAACUUUCCAGACAUCAGACAUGUCUGAGCUCAUUAAAUUCCACAAACAUGUGGAAUCCCACCUAGAAAAACUAACCGAUGAAUCUCAGGUGCUAGCAAGAUUUGAAGAUUUUCCCACAAAAAAGCUUGAGGCAUUGAGGAUGGCUUCAACACUGCAUUCCAAGCUAGAUGCCAUAGCCUCUACGCUGCAGAAUUGGCCAAUAGUCUCCCCUGUCAAUCAACUUCUUCAGAAAGCUGAGGAUUAUUUCAGCAAGAUAAAGCUGGAUUUGGAGAAGCUAGAACAGACCAAAGAUGAAGAAGCCAAGAAACUUGCAAACCAUAAAAUCACUUUUGAAUUCUCCAUCCUCGUACGCAUAAAAGAGUUGAUGGUGGAUGUUUCAUCAAACUGCAUGGAGCUAGCACUCAAGGAGACGAGAGAAGGCAAGGAAAGGGAGGUGGCAGAAGGUUCAAUAAGCUCACCCUGCAGAGGAGGCCAGCAGAAGGAAUCAGCCGGGAAGCUACUUUGGAAGGCCUUCCAGUUUGCAUACAGAGUUUAUACAUUCGCCGGUGGACAUGACGACCGUGCAGACAAAUUGACAAGAGAAGUGGCUCGUGAGAUCGAGACGGAACCUCAAUAACCUUAAACAUACAUAUUCUUAUGUUUCUGCCCACCCUUCAAUUCGCGUACCAAAGAAUCACUGUCGUGUUUGAGACACACACUCAGGAGGAGCCUAGCUAGCUGACGCAUUCAUUUUCACUGCUUCUUGAGCAUGCAUGUGAUAUAGCUAGGCAUAUAUACACUACUUGUGUUUCCAUUUUGGUUUAACCCCAGCAUUACUAGGGGUAUAGUGCAA
This is a messenger RNA of Ipomoea triloba (trilobed morning glory), 2482 nucleotides long. RefSeq lists its product as uncharacterized. The record is from RefSeq and is a predicted model, not a curated record. Gene Ontology annotation, biological process: chloroplast organization. The coding region runs from base 326 to 2266 and encodes 646 amino acids. Gene Ontology annotation, cellular component: chloroplast outer membrane. The transcript has 10 exons. NCBI's taxonomy places the organism in Eukaryota, Viridiplantae, Streptophyta, Magnoliopsida, Solanales, Convolvulaceae.